UUUGCUAGUACCUACCAAUAACGUGGGCGCGAGCAUCAGUGGGUACUUCUGCUUCUCUCGUUUGUGUUAACUUAUCAGCCCACACAGUAGGUUUGUGUUUUCAUGAAUUUUCUAUAUUUGUUUCCAUUCACCACCUUUCAACCUCUUGGGUUGGACUAGUCUGCGUAGCUGUUGCUGAAGUUCCGGCUUGGGAUUUGGCUAAGGUAGACCUCACUUUUCACUACCUUUCUUUUUAUGCCCUGAACCUGUUUGACGUUUUGUCUAAACCAAAAAGCAACAUAGUUAUCCCCGCAUUGGAAUUGUCGUGGCAUUGCUAAAGCCUCAACAAAAACCACCCUUGGAGCUUUAACAGAGAGCAAAGCCCAGAUUGCAUCAACUGUAUAGCUCUCUUAUACAGCCAUACUCUCAUUGCCAACAUCUCAAAAUCCCAAUCAUGAGAUAACUACAAUGGAAGUAGUCGUAGCAGCCCCUCAGUUGAAAGCAGUAGGACUAAGUUGUGUUCAUGCUCAUACUGUAUCCAUAUUCCCUAGUAGUACUAGUUUAAGUAAAAGUAAGUGUGCACUUCAGAUUCGGCAGCCUCUACGCAGCCCCAAACAAAAUGUUUUCAUCAUUAAUGAUGAUAAUAAUAAUGACAAAACCGAUACUUCAAAACCAAUGGAAAUGGCAAUAAAAACUACUACUACUCCUAAUAAGAAGAGAGGCAGCAGCAGGUGCACAAGCUCUGAUAUUUUGCGAUUGAUGGAUGGGCUUGGCCUCCCCAUACCCUAUGAUAUGUAUGCCUCCCUUAUCCAAGAAUGCACUCUCACUGCGGACUCUGCAAGAGCUAUGGAGUUGCAUGCCCGCAUCACCCCGAGGCUCGAACUUCCAUUGCCUUUGCUUAACCGACUCCUUCUCAUGCAUGUAUCAUGCGGUCUAUUUGACACUGCCAGGCAUUUGUUUGAACAAAUGUUCCGUAAGGACAUCCUCACUUGGGCCACCAUGAUUGUUGCUUAUGCCAGCAAUGAAGACUACCAUGAAGCUGUAACUUUGUUUGGGAAAAUGCAAUCCCAAUCCCAAUUCAAUUUUUUCGAAUUACCCACAUGGCUCAUAGUUUGUGUUCUCAAGGCAUGUCUGUACACUAUGGAUAUGGAACUCGGAAAGCAACUCCAUGGCAGCUUACUGAAGUUGGGUAUUGCUAAUGAUUUCUUUCUCAACAGUUCCCUAAUCGAAUUUUAUGGGAAAUUCAAAUGCCUAGAAGGUGCUGACUUUGUCUUUAAUCAACUCCCACGUCAUAAUACUCUGACAUGGACGGCCAGAAUCAUUAGCAGCUGCAGGGAAGAGCAUUUCCAUGAUGUUUUUACUUACUUUAGGGAGAUGGGAAGGGCAGGAAUUAAGAAAAACAAGUUCACAUUUUCUAGUGUUCUCAAGGCAUGUGGUGGGAUUCACGACCAUGGGCAUUGCGGUCGACAGGUCCAUGCCCAUGCCAUCAAGCUUGGGCUGGAUACAGAUACUUUUGUGCAGUGCGGGUUAAUUGACAUGUAUGGAAGAAGUGGGCUACUGCCAGAUGCAAAACUGGUGUUUGAGAUGAAUGGUGACAACAAGAGAAACACUGCAUGUUUGAAUGCAAUGGUUACCGGGUACAUGCGCAAUGGCUUUUACAUUGAAGCCGUCAAGUUUCUGUAUCAGAUCAAGGCAGCUGGAGUGCAGCCCCCAGAAUCUCUGCUCAACCAACUGAGGCUAGCUUGUGGUAGUAACGCUACUGAAAGCAAGAUCUAAACGGACAGGGUGACGGAUGCAGACAAUUGUUUUCAGAGAGGAGGGGGAGGGGCCAAUGAUAAUGAACAAUGAGGCAUAUAUGAGCUUUGUCCAUGCCAGACGGGGAUGAAAUGUCAGUGGAUGUAAUGUAUUGUAAGCAUCUCCAACCUUAUUCUUGAUGGGAGGAUUAAUGUUCUGAAAACGAAGGUAGAGAUUAUCUCAACUCCAUUUGUAAGAUUUUUUGUGCAUUGCAUAAUUUCUUGACAGAUCCUUUGUUAAUGAGAUUCUUGCUUUCAACAUCGGGUCCCCCUUGCAUCUGGAUAUAUGUGUUUUUUUUUCUUCUCCUGAAUUGCAUGUGGAUGUAUUAGCACUGUGAUAUUUGGACCAGAUAAGGCAAGUAAUGAGGAUUUAAUUGCUUGCUCAUUGAAAAGGAUUAGCAAUGAAAACACAUCCGCACUAGUCACUACA
Quercus robur (English oak) is the source of this 2202-nucleotide messenger RNA. Its product is annotated as pentatricopeptide repeat-containing protein At1g31790. The transcript is spliced from 2 exons. The record is from RefSeq and is a predicted model, not a curated record. NCBI's taxonomy places the organism in Eukaryota, Viridiplantae, Streptophyta, Magnoliopsida, Fagales, Fagaceae. The coding region runs from base 448 to 1755 and encodes 435 amino acids. Gene Ontology annotation, biological process: RNA modification. Gene Ontology annotation, molecular function: RNA binding; protein binding.